AUGGUCAAGGCAGUCGCAGUCGUCCGUGGUGACUCCAAGGUCUCCGGUACCGUUACCUUCGAGCAGGCCUCCGAGUCUGCCCCUACGCAGAUCACAUGGGACAUCACCGGCAACGACGCCAAUGCUAAGCGUGGCAUUCACAUCCACACCUUCGGUGACAACACCAACGGCUGCACCUCCGCCGGCCCGCAUUUCAACCCUCACGGCAAGACCCACGGUGCCCCAACCGACGAGAACCGCCAUGUUGGUGACCUCGGCAACUUCGAGACCGACGCCCAGGGCAAUGGCAAGGGCUCUGUCUCCGACAAACUCAUCAAGCUGAUCGGACCCGAGAGCGUCAUUGGCCGAACCGUCGUCGUCCACGGUGGCACUGAUGACCUCGGCAAGGGAGGCAAUGAGGAGUCCCUCAAGACCGGCAACGCUGGUCCCCGACCGGCUUGCGGUGUCAUUGGCAUCUCCCAGUAG
This is a messenger RNA of Phaeoacremonium minimum UCRPA7, 465 nucleotides long. Its product is annotated as putative copper zinc superoxide dismutase protein. Gene Ontology annotation, biological process: removal of superoxide radicals. Lineage: Eukaryota; Fungi; Ascomycota; Sordariomycetes; Togniniales; Togniniaceae. The transcript has 4 exons. Gene Ontology annotation, molecular function: superoxide dismutase activity; copper ion binding. The coding region runs from base 1 to 465 and encodes 154 amino acids. The record is from RefSeq and is a predicted model, not a curated record.